AUGAAAUUAGGCAUUUUCACAUUUGAAUUACCUACCUGUGAAAAGAGAUUUUUAUUCUGUUUGCAACUUCACCAUGCUAAUCAACUACUACGUAGUUUCCUGCCAUCAAAUGCUUUACUAAGAUUUCGAAUGAUCGUUAAUGUUAAAGGCUACAAAAAAAUCUUCCAUAGCAGUACAAGGGAAUUUUACAUCAGAAGUGUUUGA
Clunio marinus is the source of this 204-nucleotide messenger RNA. The record is from the annotation of a GenBank genome assembly. NCBI's taxonomy places the organism in Eukaryota, Metazoa, Arthropoda, Insecta, Diptera, Chironomidae.